This is a messenger RNA of Ustilaginoidea virens, 2994 nucleotides long. RefSeq lists its product as uncharacterized. The transcript is spliced from 3 exons. Lineage: Eukaryota; Fungi; Ascomycota; Sordariomycetes; Hypocreales; Clavicipitaceae. The record is from RefSeq and is a predicted model, not a curated record. Gene Ontology annotation, molecular function: protein binding. Bases 1 to 2994 code for a protein of 997 amino acids.
AUGGACCCCGUUGAUGAGGAUCGCGUCCGCUACGAGUCCGCCCGCCAUACCGACGAGGCAGAAUACCUAGCCAGCUUGCCUCGAAAACCAGCUUUCGAUGCUGCGUCGGCAUCGUGGAAGUCGUCGCCCGCUGCACUCCCAUCCACAGAGACAUCAGACCCAGGAGCCUCGACAGCAUCUUGGAGCCAAGCCAGCAAGAAAAAGGGUACAGCCUCGACAGUCAAGAAGGCUCCGAAAAGACCCAAGCACGGCAGCGCGAAGAAGGGCAAACGGCCCAGAACGGCAUCAGCCGCCGCGGGGUUGGAUGAAGCGUCUGGCGAGGACGGGUCAGACAAUGGACCGUACUGCAUCUGCCGUGGCCCCGACGACCACCGCUGGAUGAUUUGCUGCGAGAAGUGCGAGGACUGGUUUCACGGAGAAUGUGUCGACAUCAGCAAGGACGUCGGAGAAGGUCUUGUCGAAAAGUUCAUCUGUCCGCGCUGUUCGACGGCUCAUUCGACAACCCUUUACAAGAAGACGUGCGCCCUCGAGGGCUGUCGCAAGCCCGCGCGGUUGACGCAACGUCAAGGUCAGGCCAGCGUGUUUUGCUCCGAUGAGCACGCGCAGACAUGGUGGGAGACGAUGGUUGGCAGGCUGCCAAAGGGCAAGGGCAGGGAAGGAUUCGAUGCCCGACUGACCCAGGAUGAGUUUAUGGCGCUUCUGGCCAGCAACCUCGGCGCUGUGGACGAGACGGGCAUGUGGAAGCUGGCCAGAACGCCAUUUUCCGAUCCAAAGACCAACGGGGAACAUGUCGGCAAAGAGGCCUCACCGGAUCUCUUCAGUGGCGAGGAGAGAAAGUUCCUCGACCGCGCAACCCAGGCUCGCCUCGAGCUGCAAGAGGAGACUCGUCUCUGCCACAAAAUGUUUACGCUCAUCGAUCUCGCCCAGGAGCGGCGCCGUGCCGCCAUCACCGCCGGACGUUUUGGCGAGGACAUGUGCGGCUACGACUCGCGCCUCGACGGCGUUUCGGCGCGAGACGUCUUUUCCGACUUUGCAAAGUCGCCCGAGGGCGAAGAGGUGUUUCGAAGCGCCAGGCUGGCCGAUCCCUUUGGCGAAGACGACCCGGUCCGCGGCAUGUGCGAGCGCAAGCGGUGCAAAGCGCACAGCGGGUGGCAGAGGAUGCUGCCCUUGGGCAUCAAGCACCACAUCAGGGAGAUGGCCGAGGAGGCGGCCGAGCUGGAGGAGGAGGAGAAGAUUGUGCGAGAAGCAGCGGGGGAGAGAUGGAAACGAAGGCAAGCCGAGAACAACUGGGUUGAAGUGCUGGACGGCCGCGACCCCGUGCCAAAGAGCUUCCAAACAGAACAAGCAAAAGCAGCAGCAGCAGCAGCAGCAGCAGCAGCAGCAGCAGCAUCAGCAGACGAGAAGAGCAAAGCAGCACUUGAAAGCUCCAGCUUUUCACGCGACCAGACACUCUCCCUCCCCGCCGUCUUCGCCAUGGCCUCCCAUCACCCCGGCGAGCAAGACGACGUCGACGAGAUGCUCGCGGCCGACGACGCGGCCGAGGAAAUCGAAAUCGGCCACCAGGACGGCCACGCCGGCGCCGACGCCGACGACGACGCCGACGCCGACGUGCCGAUGGACUCGGACGCCGAGGAGGAGCUGGUCCUGCGCAGCGACGCCAUCGCCUACUUUGACCUGCCGCGCGACUCGCUCUUCGCCAUCGCCCAGCACCCCGUGCACGCGAGCCUGGUCGCCGUGGGCGGCUCCGCCGGCCCGGAGGACGACGCCCCCGGCGCGGGAUACCUGCUGGACACGUCGGCCGCGGAGCCGCCGCCCGUCCUGCCGGCCAGCUACGCCAGCGACCCCGCCGCCGCCGCCGCCGCCGCCGCCGCCCGCCGCGCCACCCCGCUGCGCAGCCUGUUCUCGCUCGACGGCCACACCGACUCCAUCAACGCGCUGGCCUGGACGCUCCCGCGCGGCGACUACCUCCUCAGCGGGGGGCUCGACGGCCGCGUCAAGGCCUGGCGGACCCAGCUGCGCCCCGGCGCCGGCGUCGCCGCGGCCCCCCUCGGCGAGGCCCGCGAGGUCGACGAGGUCAACUGGAUUGCGCCGUGCCCGUCGCCCCGCAGCCCCGACACGUUUGCCGUCGGCGCGUCCGACGGCUCCGUCUGGGUCUACGCCGUCGACGCGCCCGGCGCGGCCGGCCCCCUGCGCAUCCUGCAGAGCUACUUCCUGCACACGGGGCCCUGCACCGCCGGCGCCUGGACCCCCGACGGCCGCCUCCUCGCCACCGUGUCGGAAGACGCCAGCCUCUACGUCUGGGACGUCUUUGGCGACAGCAACGGCGGGGCCGUCGUCUCCCUCACCGGCGCCGACCAGCGCUUCCAAGUCCCCGGCGGGCUGUACUCGGUCGCCGUCGACCCAAGGGGCGCCUUUGUCGCCGUCGGAGGCGCCGCCGGCGCCGUCAAGGUCGUUUCCCUGCCCCGGCCGCCCUCGGCGCAGCCACCAUCCCGCGGGGCCAAGCCGUCGUCGUCGUCGUCGUCGGACCCCACAGCCGGCGGUGGGCAGAUCCUCGCCUCCCUGCACACCCAGAGCGACAGCAUAGAGUCGCUCGCCAUCUCGCUCACCUCCUCCGCCCCGCCCACCACCCUCCUUGCCGCCGGCUCCGUCGACGGCUCCAUCUGCGUCUACGACGCCACCCGGCGGUUCGCCGUGCGACGGCACAUCUCCGGCGCCCACGAGGAGCACUCCGUCGUCGAGCUGGACUUUGUCAGCAACUCGUGGCUGCUCACCAGCUGCGGCAUGGACGGCGUCGUCCGCAGAUGGGACCUGAGGAGCGGCGGCGCCACGGGCACCAAUGCCGCCGGCGCGACGGACACGGGCUUGCACAAGGAGUGGAGGGGCCACAGGGGCGAUGGCGAGGGCGGCGGCGUCUUGGGUUUUGUGCAGGGGGGGACUGGCGAGAGGAUUGUCACGGCUGGCGACGACGGCGUGUCGCUGGUGUUCGAGGCCUAG